Messenger RNA from Hemibagrus wyckioides, 2017 nucleotides. RefSeq lists its product as uncharacterized. NCBI's taxonomy places the organism in Eukaryota, Metazoa, Chordata, Actinopteri, Siluriformes, Bagridae. Gene Ontology annotation, molecular function: GTP binding; GTPase activity. The transcript is spliced from 16 exons. The coding region runs from base 146 to 1837 and encodes 563 amino acids. The record is from RefSeq and is a predicted model, not a curated record.
CGAAAGAGUGCGCUUUUGGCUUGGUUCGUCACGUGACUUCAUGAAGGCGCCAUUGCUUUAAGGAGGUUUCACGAUCUCCAGAGCUUCACAGUGGGUUUAUCUUGCGUGAUUGUGUGGACACGGAGGCUUAAAAAUUGCCAGGAAAAUGAAGAGCAUGAAAGCGGUGAAAGUGGAGCCGGUGUGCUGCGAAGAGCGCAUCCUGAAGCACUGCCAUCAGACAUACACGGAUACAGACAACGGAUUAAUAGCAAUAGCUCAGUCUGUUGGCAAAACUCUGCCACCUCCCAGGAGGGGGAUCACCGUGAUGCUGAUUGGGAACAAAUCAGCUGGAAAAAGCUCCUUCAUCAACUGGUAUGUAGAGAAGCCAAUCCUCUCCAAGACACAGGGCUUCACUUUUGUGACUAGCCGGUCCAAAAGAAUGUCUCUUACGAGCAAUGAAACCUUCCGGUUGUAUCCACACUUUAAGCGCCUUCAGGAGGUUAAAGGUGUGUCUGAAUAUGUUAGCGCUGAGAUCUGCACUUCUCGGCAGAAGCAUUUCAGCUUGGUGACUUUUGUGGACACUCCUGGGCUGGUGGACGGAGAUAUGAAGUAUCCCUUUGAUGUGGACCAGGCCAUCCUUCAGCUAGGUGAUGUGUGUGAUCUGAUCCUGGUCUUCUUCGACCCGAUGGGACAGGCUCUGUGCAGACGCACGCUCAACAUCGUGGAGCAGCUCUACGAAAGGCAGGGAGAUCGACUCCGCUUUUACCUCAGCAAAGCUGACGAGGCUGGAGGAGAGUCAGACAGACAGAGAGUGAUGAUGCAGAUUGUCCAGGAGUUGCACAAACGUCCAGGACUCAACAAGUGUGCCAUUGAGAUGCCUUCUAUCUACAUCCCCAAUCCUAACAAGCCUAGUCAGUGUGUCAAUCAGAUCGAAGAGGUGUGUCACACCAUACACAAGACCAUCAAGCAGGUCGUGCAGAACACACAGAACACGCUGCAGAAGGACUGCGAUCUCAUCUGUGAGGCUGUUACUGAUACGCUGAACAGUGACUGGCAGUGUUGCAAGGAGAAAAAGAAGGCCUUGCGGUUGAGCUAUGCCCUGGGCCUGCUGGGCUUCAGCAUCCUGCUGCUCUUUAUGCUGACGCUGGGAAUCCUCUACAGGGACCUGCUGGAGCUGGCACUGGGUAUUUAUGGUGCAGAGACACUGUUGCUCUACCUGACACCAGUGAUGCUGGUGCUUGAUUCGUUGCCAGUGCAAUUUCAGCUCAUUACUUGUGGCUUCUUGAUGCAACUCUCUGUAAUUCUCAACAUCAUGGCUUUCCUCCUCUUUCACACUAAGCCGACUCUGUCUAGAAAACAAAAGAGACAGCUGCAGGAAAAACUCGAGUACUUGCAGCAGGUCGUGAAAAUUAAAAAGGAACUAACUCCAGGGUUUGGAGUCCUACCUCCACCACCACCAGCUCCUCCUCUGCCCCCUCCUGCACCAGGGGCUGAAACAGUUAAGAGCAGAAAGCCAGUUCAGACCAAGAUGCAGCCGCAGCUCAACUGCCAGACACCCAGCGAAGUGAAAGGAACAGUGUAUAAUAAGCUGGAUGAUGAGCAUCUGUUAAUGAUGCCUCAAAAGGAUAUGAUAUCAGAGAAGAACCUCACCACACCUCUGAAGAAGAAAGACACCACACCGCCAAAGGUGCCUCAGAAGAAUCUGAUAACAGAGCAGAAGAUGAGGCAGUUGAAGCGUCAAGUCAGUGAUGGAGCCAUUAAGGACAUCAGCAAGUAUCCCACGAUGCCCAAGGUGCCUCAGAACGAUCUGAUAACAGAGUUGAAGAAGAGGCAGUUGAAGCGUCAGGCCACUGAAUGAGCCAAUGCAUCAGCAAUACAGGAGCAUACUUUGUACUACAUUUAUACAUUUUUAAUAACAUUUUUAGUUAGGUUAUGACUAUUAAAACUGUAAUUUUUUUUAAAACUAUUCAUCAGUUGUAUUGGAAAUUUGCAUUCUGUGUUUGUAUGUUUAAUAACUAUUAAACACUUGUAUUGGAAA